CGCCACUACAUUUACCUCCGUACAGUCUCAACCACCACAUCGCGGGAAUUUAUUCUUACCCAAAUUUAACAUGAAGUACUUCAUCCUCAUUUCUGCCUUAUUGGCAGCAGGCCACUCUUCCUCACUUGGAGCUAAGCAAUCCUGUUCCGGUUGGGCGUACACGAGCAGCGACUCCAAUUUGGUAAAUCCCUUCGAGUUCGGGACUGAUGCCAGCAACGAGAAAGCAUACGGCUGUCGAGUUCAAAAUGGGAACGAAGUAGUUCCCGGACAUUACUCCUUCAGCACCCGGGCAUGCCGGAUUGCUGUAGAAGGGCGGGAAAUCGUGGCCACUGUAGGGGUUUUCGUUCUCGACAAUGCGGGAAGUGCAAAUCUUCACUUUCAGCCCUCCGAGGGCCUUCCCCAAUGGGGGGAGGCGAUUCAAGGCGGGGCGACGGCAAAUGGAGAGCCACUCUAUGCGAUUAGAUGCCUUGCCACCGUUGACGGUAGGGCGGCCUGGCUGGCUGGAAGGUAUCAAGACUCAACCCGUGCAGCUGUUGGUGCUUGGGGUGGAUUAGAAGUCCCUUGCAAUGCAGGCUCCGUUCAAUUCUUGGUUUGUGAUUAAGUCCAAAAAAAUUAAUUAGAAAUAAAAAUAAUUAUGCAACAUUUA
This is a messenger RNA of Folsomia candida, 646 nucleotides long. RefSeq lists its product as uncharacterized. The record is from RefSeq and is a predicted model, not a curated record. NCBI's taxonomy places the organism in Eukaryota, Metazoa, Arthropoda, Collembola, Entomobryomorpha, Isotomidae. The coding region runs from base 71 to 601 and encodes 176 amino acids. The transcript is spliced from 2 exons.